GGUGUCUUCAUAUAAAUGACGGUGGUGCUUGCGGCACGGGAUCACAGAUUCGAUCUCGUUCAAAUCGACAAAGCCGUAAACAAACUGCCAACAAUCGUCGUCGUCGUCAUCAUGCAGUAUCUAAUUUUGGCCUUUGCAAUCUUUGGCUGCGUUUUUGGACAAUUUGGAUCGUACCGCGGCUUUCCCAGUCAAAAUGCAUAUAGAGCAACGCCGAGGCCCUAUCAACCGCAGCCACAACCGCAACCACAAUACAAUACGCAAUACACGUCUCCUGCAAAGCCGUUCAUAGGUAUUCGAAGUCAGCAUAAGGACACAUCGCCCGAUGGAUCUUACACUUUCAGUUAUGAAACCGAGAAUGGAAUUUCAGUCUCCGAAAGCGGAUAUCCUCAAGUCGGGCCACAGGGUCAAACGGAGGUGGUCCAAGGCAGUUUUUCGUACCACGCACCCGACGGAACCCCUAUUACCAUCCAAUAUACAGCUGAUGAAAACGGUUUUCAUGCUGAGGGUGCCCACAUUCCUACGCCGCCCCCCAUCCCAGAAGCCAUUAGAAGAGCGCUCGCGGCAAAUCCACCUAGGCCCGAUGAUGAGAAGUACGACCGGCAACCCUUCCAGCAGAGAUUCAGUGGAUCAACAUACAAUGCCAAUUCAUUUCGGAAAUUUUAAUUUAAUCAUAUGAUCUGCAAAAUCCUCCAUGAUACACCCACGACACAAUCCAGCCUGUCCAGCGAAUCCUCUAGAGGGAGGGUCAGCUAAAUAUCGAUAUGUGUUGAGUCAUUUUUUCUCCUCCCCAGCCUCUAAUGCGAAGUGAACGUGUACAUAGGAUACAGUAUGGUGGAUAACAAAACAGUAUCGAUUCUUAUUAAAAAAUAUAACUGCCGUUAUGC
This is a messenger RNA of Trachymyrmex septentrionalis, 884 nucleotides long. RefSeq names its product endocuticle structural glycoprotein SgAbd-2-like. The coding region runs from base 16 to 663 and encodes 215 amino acids. The transcript is spliced from 4 exons. The record is from RefSeq and is a predicted model, not a curated record. Gene Ontology annotation, molecular function: structural constituent of chitin-based larval cuticle. NCBI's taxonomy places the organism in Eukaryota, Metazoa, Arthropoda, Insecta, Hymenoptera, Formicidae. Gene Ontology annotation, cellular component: chitin-based extracellular matrix.